AUGAAGAUGGAGGCGGUGGGAAAAGUAGAAGAACUCAUUGACUCAGAAGUCUCACCAAAACUCUCUGAAAAACAAGAGGCAGCUCCUGGUGAAGAUGGACCUAUAGAACUAGACACAUGUGCUCAGAAAGAUGGUGUGCCCAUUGUAGCAGAUUCUGUGGUGCUCUCCUCAAUGCCAUGCUUACUGAUGGAACUGAGACGGGACUCCUCGGAGUCUCAGUUAGCCUCUACAGAGAGUGAUAAGCCAACAGCAGGCCAAAUUUAUGAGAGUGACUCUUCUAAUCACUGCAUGCUUUCCCCUUCUUCCAGUGGGCAUUUGGCUGAUUCAGAUACGCUGUCUUCCGCAGAAGAGAAUGAGCCCUGUCAGGCUCAAGCUCCUGUAGAGGGAGACCCUUCUGGAGUUUCUGGGGCUGCAGUUGGGAGAAAAUCCAGACGAUCCAGGUCUGAAAGUGAAACAUCAACUAUGGCUGCCAAGAAGAAUCGACAGUCUAGUGAUAAGCAGAAUGGACGAGUCACCAAGGUAAAAGGUCAUCGGAGCCAAAAGCACAAAGAAAGAAUCCGGUUAUUAAGACAGAAACGGGAGGCAGCUGCUCGCAAGAAAUACAACCUGCUGCAGGACAGCAGUACCAGUGAUAGCGAUCUGACCUGUGACUCAAGCACGAGUUCAUCAGAAGAUGAUGAAGAGGUUUCAGGGAGCAGCAAGACAAUCACUGCAGAGAUACCAGAUGGACCUCCAGUUGUAGCUCAUUAUGAUAUAUCGGACACAAACUCUGACUCUGAAGUGGUAAAUGUGGACAAUCUAUUGGCGGCUGCAGUAGUUCAAGAGCACAAUAAUUCUGUAGGAAACCAGGACACAGGAGCUACCUGGAGGACCAGAGGUCUGCUAGGGGAACUGAAUGCUGAUACAGGUCAUCUGGAUCCAGGUUUCCUAGCAAGUGAGAGAACCUCUUCUGGCAAUGCACAGAUCAAUGAAGAAAUUAAUAUUGCCUCUUCUGACAGUGAAGUAGAGAUCGUGGGAGUUCAAGAACAUGCAAGGUGUGCCCAUCCUAGGGGAGGUGUGAUUCAGAGUGUCUCUUCCUGGAAGCAUGGCUCAGGCUCGCAGUACAUUAGCACUCGGCAAACACAGUCAUGGACAGCGGUGGCCCCCCAGCAGAAUUGGUCUUCACCCCCAGAAGUAGUUGAUCUCACUUUGGACGAGGAUACCAGACGCAAAUAUCUACUGUAA
This is a messenger RNA of Emys orbicularis (European pond turtle), 1224 nucleotides long. It is a transcript of the gene ARK2N, whose product is annotated as arkadia (RNF111) N-terminal like PKA signaling regulator 2N. The record is from RefSeq and is a predicted model, not a curated record. Gene Ontology annotation, molecular function: ubiquitin protein ligase activity. The transcript has 4 exons. Gene Ontology annotation, biological process: ubiquitin-dependent protein catabolic process. NCBI's taxonomy places the organism in Eukaryota, Metazoa, Chordata, Testudines, Emydidae. Bases 1 to 1224 code for a protein of 407 amino acids.